UCAUGAACGAAUAUGACAUGAUAAAACCAAUUUCUAUGAUAGAAGAUAAGAUUCUAUGCAAAACAACCUAUGAUGCAACAUUAAACAAAAACAAAAAGGAGGAGAAUAAUUAUAGCCUAAAACAACAACAUUUUAUUACUUCCAACAUAACCUAUAGCAAAUUUCUACAGAUAUUUACAGAUGGAUCAAAAACCGCAUCCACAGUUGGCGCAGCCUUCUACAUCCCGCAACUACUCACGAGCUACACGUACAAAUUGAAUAACAUCAUGUCAAAUUAUUCUGCUGAAUUAUAUGCCAUAUAUAAAAGCAUUGUCUUCAGUGAGACAUUGCAAAACCAAAAUAUAAUUAUUUUCUCUGACUCUCAAUCAGCUAUUUCAGCAAUUGAAAACUAUAAACACUCCAGAACAAGUGAUGAUAUUAUCUACAAAAUUAUCUCCAAAGCCCAGCAAAGCCCAAAACGCUAUGUACUCCACUGGGUACCUAGUCACAUAGGCAUUCAAAAUAAUGAGAUGGCUGAUCAAUUGGCUAAACAGGCAGCUAAUGAUGGGGAAUCUGUUACGGAUGUACACGUUCCUUUCAAUGACUUCAAAUCGUACAGGAAGAAAAGACAUAGAGAAGUUUACAGUAAUACAAUUUUGUUCUCUGCCAAAGCCCAGUGGCACAAGAUAAUUCAAAAGGAAAUUCCCAAAAGACCAUGGUUCUAUGAAUCCAAAUUACAGCGAAACGAAAUAAUCAACAUUUGCAAACUCAGACUAGGUCAUGCCAACUGCAACAAACAUUUACACUCUAAGAACAUGUAUUUUACACCACUUUGCCUUCGAUGCACGUUAGGCCAAGAAGAAACUCUCCAGCAUCUAUUUUGGGAAUGCCCAAGCUAUGAAGUCUUCAGGAAAUCUUGCCUAAAAGAAAUCUACAAAGAGUAUAAGACUAACCUUGCAGCAGCACUCAGCUCCAAAAACGACAAAAUUUAUAAGGAAAUUAACAUAUAUUUGAAAGAAAUAAAUAAGAGACUUUAAAGAAACAAGAAACCUUCCAAACACCAACUGUACAUAAUUGUCACAUUUAUGUUGUCCAUUCUUGGGAUUCUUCAUCCGUGGCCCCCCUCCCCAUUUCUGGGUUAGGCAAGCCUGACGGGCCCCAGGCGAAGAAGAUACCUUCUCUCCCUUCCCUAAAUCCCAGGAACCCUAGAUUUCCUAUCUGUUUUACACAUCAAUGAAAAAAAAUAACGUAACAAACCUCAAAAAACCAUUGUGUGCUCCGUAACAAAAAAAGAAACAUAACAAUCAAAAUAAUAACAACAUUAAUGUAAACUGUGUAACUAACAUAACCUAAC
Messenger RNA from Macrosteles quadrilineatus (aster leafhopper), 1333 nucleotides. RefSeq lists its product as uncharacterized. The transcript has a single exon. Gene Ontology annotation, molecular function: nucleic acid binding; RNA-DNA hybrid ribonuclease activity. The record is from RefSeq and is a predicted model, not a curated record. Gene Ontology annotation, biological process: DNA replication, removal of RNA primer. The coding region runs from base 3 to 1016 and encodes 337 amino acids. Lineage: Eukaryota; Metazoa; Arthropoda; Insecta; Hemiptera; Cicadellidae.